CGUUGGCCUACGGAAGCCCGCGCUUGGAUCGCGCUGCCUUGAGUUGGGCCGUAGCAUCCUAGCGGUUGGACACAGAUGCGAAGGUCCGAGAACUGACGCCGGUUGGGCCGCUCAGGGAGUCAGCCCUUGAGCGGAGCGGAACGGCCAGACUAAUCAAAAGGAUGGAUUUUACAGAAGCUUACUCAAGCACAUGCUCUACAGUUGGACUUGCUGCCAGAGAAGGCAACGUUAAAAUUUUAAGGAAACUGCUCAAAAAAGGUCGAAGUGUAGAUGUUGCCGAUAACAGGGGAUGGAUGCCAAUUCACGAAGCAGCUUAUCACAACUCUGUAGAAUGUUUGCAGAUGUUACUUCAUACAGAUUCAUCGGAAAACUACAUUAAGACAAAGACUUUUGAGGGCUUCUGUGCAUUACAUCUUGCUGUUAGUCAAGGACACUGGAAGAUCACGCAGAUUCUUUUGGAAGCUGGAGCAGAUCCUAAUGCAACUACUUUAGAAGAAACCACACCGUUGUUUUUAGCUGUUGAAAGUGGACAGAUAGAUGUUCUGAAGCUGUUGCUUCAACAUGGAGCAAAUGUCAAUGGAUUCCAUUCUAUGUGUGGAUGGAAUUCCUUGCACCAGGCUUCUUUCCAGGGAAAUGCUGAGAUUAUAAAACUGCUUCUUAAAAAUGGAGCAGACAGAGAAUGCCAGGACGACUUUGGAAUCACACCCCUGUUUGUGGCUGCUCAGUAUGGGAAGCUAGAGAGCUUGAACAUUCUUAUGUCGUCUGGUGCAAAUAUCAAUUGUCAAGCCUUGGACAAAGCUACUCCAUUGUUUAUUGCUGCACAAGAGGGUCAUAUAAAAUGUGUGGAACUUUUGCUGUCUGGUGGGGCAGAUCCUGAUCUUUACUGCAAUGAAGACAAUUGGCAGUUGCCUAUUCAUGCUGCUGCACAAAUGGGCCAUACAAAGAUCUUGGACUUGUUAAUACCGCUUACUAACCGGGCUUGUGACACUGGUGCAGACAAAGUGAGCCCUGUUUACUCAGCAGUGUUUUAAGGACAGGAAGAGUGCGUGGAAACAUUCCUGCAGAAUGGUUACAGCCCAGAUGCACAGAUGUGCUUGGUCUUUGGAUUCAGCUUCCCUCUGUGCACAGCUUUCCAAAAGGACUGUGACUUCUCUGGAAUUGUGAAUAUUCUAUUGAAGUAUGGAGCCCAGUUAAAUGAACUUCACUUGGCAUACUGCCUGAAGUAUGAGAUGUUUUCAAUGUUUUGCUGCUUUUUGAAGAAAGUUUGCCUAUUGGCUCCUUGGAAUCAUACAUCUGAAUUUAUAAGUUACGCAGUUAAAGCACAAACAAAAUAUAAAGAGUGGUUGCCACAUCUCCUGCUUGCUGGAUUUGACCCAUUGACUCUGCUGUGCAGCAGCUCUUGGGUUAACUCAGUCAGCAAUGAUGUCCUUAUUUUUACUUUGGAAUUUUCUAAUUGGAAGAGACUUCCACCACCUGUUGAAAAGAUGAUCUCUGCUCGUGCAAACUCUUCUUGGGCUCUUCAGCAACAUAUGGCCUGUGUCCCAUGCCUGACCCAUCUCUGCCGUUUGGAAAUUCGGGCCAGUCUAAAAGCAGAGCACCUUCGUUCUAACAGUUUCAUCCAUCAGUUGCCUCUUCCCCGAAGUCUGCGGAGCUAUUUGCUCUAUGAAGAGGUUUUGAGGAUGAAUGAAAUUCCAGAACCUGCAGCUGUUGAUGAUGUAGAAACCAGCGAGGCUCCUGACAGCUCAGUUGUCAGUGCUGUGUAGUCACAAAAGAUGGGACUGUUUACAACUGGGCUGCCCAGUCCCUCCUCCCCAAUCCUGAGAACUUUGCUCAUCCUGCCGUACUCAGUUGUCUCCAGUGUACUUUGUUUUGUGGUGUUUUCUGACCUGAUCAUUUUCUGCUUUGUUCUGCUACUGAGCUGUGAUGCUGCUAUGGUGUUGGAUGUGACCUCUUCCCAGUUAAGAUUCGUGUUCACCUGUGCUUGAAACUAGGGAUGGAAGCCAUAAACUUCCCAGGAAGAAGAUAUAAUGACUGCUUUCGAAUCACUUAACAGUGUUAUUCUAUUUAUGCACCAACAUCCUCUAUGUUUAUAAAAGGAAAUUUUCCUAUGUUGUUCUUAUUUUUUAAUUCAGAUAUAUUUGUGAGGUGUUGAUAUUCUUGCAUUUUAACAUGUAAACUCAGGGGAAAGUUUUUGAAGAACACAGAUUUCAGUCAUAUUGUUUUCUUAGAUUCGUUCUUCAUACUUUUUGGCAAAAUAUACCCCAUUUUCAGUCUGCCAAGAGAAGAACAUACCUAAAGUCAAAGGCAUACUCACUAUAAAAAUUAUGUACUUUUUAGAAAUAUUGUACUGCACUCAGAAUAUUAAUAAGGAGACCUGAAAGGAGCAUUCAUACAGCAACAUCUGUAGAGACAGGGGUACAUUUCAGUUGUCUAAUGCUAAAUAGAACAGUCAGACUUCACUCAGCUCUAGAAUAAGAGGGCAGGUUUGUUUCUAUGAAUCAGUAAUAGCCAAUAAUAUUCUAUUCAUACGUACACUACUUUUCCUUCUUAAUACCAGGAUGUAUUUUUAGAGCAUUGAUAAAAUAAAGACCUUGGAGUCCUGCCUUGUGAGUUUUUACAAUAGCUUUAUCUAAACCUUGAGUCAAGAAAAAUCAAACAUCAUCAAGACAUUUGUCUGAGAGACUGGAAAUUAGCCUUGAGAGGGAGGUAUUAGGGUGUUACUGUCAGAAUAGGCAGCACAGGCUGAUUUCUACAGGAGGCAGAACUUCACCUCCUGCCAGCAACCUGUGCUUGAUUAGAUCAUCUGGACCCACCUCUAAUAGACUCUCAAAACGAGCAUGAUGAAGGUGGACUUCAUUAGAAGGAUUAAAAGACUAACUCAUUUCUCAUAUUCAAAGUCUUGUUUGAUGUAGAUAUAAAGUUAGAUAUUGAAAAUCAGGCAGAAGUUCUGAUGGUUCAAUUUAACAAAGAUUUUCCAAAAUUGUAUGUACUACGUUUUUUUUAAUAGUGUGAUUUUUUUUUUUCAAACUCUGUUUCAGGAUUUAUUUUUGGUCAUGGCUAACUAUACACAUAAUGCUUUUACAGAAUAUCUUUCAAUGUAUUCUGUUUGUGUUCAAAUGUAUUACAAAAAUCCAGUUUUCCAUGAGCUAGCAUUAAGGGUUAUUUUUUUUUUUUUUGAUGCCCUAAAAUUCAGUACCCUGGCUGGUGAUUUUUUGACUUUACAGGGUUGAAAAAGUGACAACUAUCCCAGGGAAACUGCACUUUGAACUUCAUCUAUUCCUAGGCCAGCAAUACACAGUAUGCUAGUCUCUUGGAGUCUGAUGAUACUGAGAAGUGACAAUGAGCUGUCACUGCUAGCCAGUCAUAUGGUCACAAGGAUGUCUGUAGGGGCAUGAAUGUUCACAGAUACACACUGGAGUAUGUAUCUGUGAACAUACAUAGUAUGGUUGAGUAUUCUUUGGGUAUAUGCCCAAGAGUGGUCUUGUUGGGUCUUGAGGUAUGUUGAUUCCCAAUUUUCUGAUAAACCACCAUACUGAAUUCCAAAGUGGUUGUACAGGUUUUUGUUCCCACCAUCAAUGGAGUAGUAUUCCCCUAACUCCACAUCCUCUCCAACAUAAUCUAUCAUUAAUGUGUUUGAUCUUAGCCAUUCUUACAAGUGUAAGAUGGUAUCUCAGAGUUGUUUUGAUUUGCAUUUCUCUGAUGGCUAAGAAUGUUGAACCUUUCCUUAAAUGUCUUACAGCCAUUUGAGAUUCUUCUGAGAAUUCUGUGUGGUUCUGUACCCCAUUUUUUAAAAAAUAUUUAUUUAUUUAUUAUGUAUACAAUAUUCUGUCUGUGUGUAUGUCUGCAGGCCAGAAGAGGACACCAGACCUCAUUACAGAUGGUUGUGAGCCACCAUGUGGUUGCCGGGAAUUGAACUCAGGACCUUUGGAAGAGCAGGUAGCGCUCUUAACCACUGAGCCAUCUUUCCAGCCCCUGUACCCCAUUUUUAAUUGAAUUAUUUAUCUUACAUGUGGUUCCAAGCUUUGAAUUUUCAGAUAAAUGUUUUUAAUUUGGAAUGCCUGUAAAACUCAAAGCAUGAAAUGGAUCAUAGAGGAGAACAGGCCUGGAGGGAAGUGGGAUGGCAGAGGAAAUGCACUGUGGAAGGGUAAAGAAACCUUGCAAGUGGAAAGUUUUCAUCAGCGAUGGGAGAACUGUGGUGGUGGGGAAAGGGUUAACCAAAAUUAAGCAUGGAGGAAAAAAUCCUUUUGGAAAAAUACUACAUUUGAAGUCCUUUAAAACCAUUUGAGGGGCUGGUUAAAUAGUUUAGCAUGUGAAGGUGCUUGAUGCCAGCCAUAUGCUGUUGAGUGUGAUGUUGGGAAACCACAUGGUAGAGGUAAGAGUGUGAUCCAGAAAAUGAUGCUCUGACCUCUACACAUGUACCGUGGUUUGCCACCAAGCCUAACGAAUGGAGUUGCAUCCUUGGAAGCCUAAGUAAAACAACUGAAUGAAGGAGCCCUGCAUGCAGGGGUAACGUUCCUCCCAAAGAUUAAGUUGACUAAACAAAGGUUCCAAUACUGUGAGAUAGUUCCUUCUGAGCUGUGAAGUAAGGGGGCUCCUGUCAAACAUUACAGGCUGCUACCAAUGUCCUCAUUUACACACGAGAAUUAGAUUGGUGGAUGAUUCUUAACACACUAUACACUUGGGAUAUAGGACAUAAGGUCAUGUUGCAUCUGUGCUGGAUAGCUUCCACAGUACUAGAAGUUUCUAUGCAAGCUACUGGAUGAGGAAAGUUGGCGAUGAUUCUUUGUAGACCCUGCAUGUGACAACUUGCCUGGGAAGAUAUUCUCCGUGUGAUAGUGUGUUGACUUUUAUAGGAACAAUAAAUUUUGUGAUUUGAUUUUAGGUCUACCACACAGCAGGGAACUCUUGGCUGGUCCUGUAAACCUGGUUCAGAGCCCAAUGACUAAGGCCAUGGUGAUGUAAUAUGGAAAUCUCUCUGAUUCUAGAGACUGGAACCUUUGCUUGACAUCACAGCCAGAGUUCAUAACAUGCUUUGAGGUCAUUUAAGAUAUAAGGCUGCUAUCUUACUGUGUACUCAAACUGAUUGUUAACCCACUUUUAAGAGAACAAUGUAACAAUUACCACUACUUUCCUUGGUCUUCCUGCAUAGCCACUUUUACAAACUAAACUAAUACUUAACUAAUCUUAUUUUCUUCUGUGCCCCCGAUCCAGAACAAAUGUGUAUCAUUUGUAUAAAACAGCAAACAUAGAGGUUGAAAACACUCUUAAAUGAAUAUCCACCAAAACAGUUGAACACAGCAGCAUUACUGGGCAAACAUGGUGUUUGUAAUGUUUUUUGUUGUCUGGGUGAGUUGGGAUCAGUUGCAGUUAUUACCUUCAUCCCUUGUAAGACUCCACAAAUGAUUCUGUAAAGUAUCCCACUCCUUCCCCAGGUGAUUCUUAUGGGGAAAUUCAAUAAAAGAGUGAGCAACAAAAGGGGCAGACACACACAUUUACACACAAGGACAGAUGUAGGGACAGACAUAGACUCAGACAAAAAAAAAAAAACAA
Alexandromys fortis (reed vole) is the source of this 5550-nucleotide messenger RNA. RefSeq names its product ankyrin repeat and SOCS box containing 3 (gene Asb3). The record is from RefSeq and is a predicted model, not a curated record. The transcript has 10 exons. NCBI's taxonomy places the organism in Eukaryota, Metazoa, Chordata, Mammalia, Rodentia, Cricetidae. Gene Ontology annotation, molecular function: protein binding. Gene Ontology annotation, biological process: intracellular signal transduction.